Limanda limanda (common dab) is the source of this 5678-nucleotide messenger RNA. It is a transcript of the gene gfod1, whose product is annotated as glucose-fructose oxidoreductase domain containing 1. Bases 462 to 1649 code for a protein of 395 amino acids. NCBI's taxonomy places the organism in Eukaryota, Metazoa, Chordata, Actinopteri, Pleuronectiformes, Pleuronectidae. The transcript is spliced from 3 exons. The record is from RefSeq and is a predicted model, not a curated record. Gene Ontology annotation, molecular function: nucleotide binding.
UUUCACCGCGGCCGCUGCAGCAGAUCCUCCGGGGAGCGGACGGUACGACCCGGCGGAGCUACGGUCCUCCCGCCGCCACACGAAGCUCACCUCCGGGUGUGUGGUUCUGUCUGGACGGAAGCUCCGGGUGCAGGAGGGAUCAGUGACCGUGGAGGAGGAGACACGCUCGGUCCCAGCCUGGCGCAGUCGGUGCGCUGACCGCUGUCAGAGGAGCAGAAUGCCGCAGUCACAUUCCUGAUCCCGACGCUCCAGCGGCUCCACAUCUGUGUCUGGGUGAGAUCCAGCCCGGGGGACCACGGCAGUGAAAGCCCGCUCGUCGAGCCGGAGCGCCGGGAGAAUGCAGCAGAGCGGCUGCCUGGCUGCAGGUGGAUGGUCCCAGCUGCUGCUGCAGGUCCGGCUCCAGCUCUGAGCUCCGGCUGAAACCCACCGCACCGGCGGAACCACACGAGUAAAGCCGAGCCAUGCUGCCCGGGGUCGGCGUGUUCGGCACCAGCCUGACCGCCAGAGUGAUCAUCCCGCUGCUGAAGAACGAGGGCUUCGCCGUCAAGGCGCUGUGGGGCCGGACGCAGGAGGAGGCGGAGGAGCUGGCCAAGGAGAUGAACGUGCCCUUCUACACCAACCGGAUCGACGACGUGCUGCUGCACCAGGACGUGGACCUGGUGUGCAUCAACCUGCCGCCGCCGCUGACCCGACAGAUCGCGGUGAAAACCCUGGGUAUUGGAAAGAACGUCAUCUGCGACAGGACCGCCACGCCUCUGGAUGCCUUCAGAAUGAUGUCAGCUGCCCAGUACUACCCCAAGUUAUUGAGCAUUAUGGGAAAUGUUCUGCGUUUCUUGCCAGCCUUCGUCCGUAUGAAGGAACUCUUGGAAGAAGGAUACAUUGGGGAGCUUCUGGUCUGUGAGGCCCAGGUCCACAGUGGUAGUCUCCUGGGGAAGAAAUACAACUGGAGCUGCGAUGAUCUGAUGGGAGGUGGCGGCCUGCACUCUGUGGGCAGCUACAUCAUCGACCUGCUUACAUUUCUGACGGGCCAGCGCGCGGCCAAAGUCCACGGCUUCCUAAAGACCUUCGUAAAACAGACGGACCACAUCCAGGGCAUCCGUCAGAUCACCAGCGAUGACUUCUGCACAUUCCAGAUGGUUCUGGAGGGAGGCGCCUGCUGUACGGUCACGCUCAACUUUAACGUGCCCGGAGAGUUCCGUCAGGAGGUAAUCGUCGUGGGUACAGUCGGGCGCUUAACGGUCACAGGGACCGACCUGUAUGGACAGAAGAACAGCGUGGGCGAAGGGAGCGGUGGUGGCCCCGAGCUGCUGCUCAAAGACACCACACCUCUUGAGAAUUCUUCUUUGCCGGAGAAGGCCUUCAGUGACAUUCCCUCACCGUAUCUCACUGGGACGAUCCGCAUGAUCCAGGCCGUGCGGCAGGCCUUUCACGACCAGGAUGACCGGCGGACGUGGGACGGGAGGCCUCUGACAAUGGCUGCCACCUUUGAGGACUGCCUGUACGCCCUUUGUGUGGUGGACACCAUCAAGAAAUCCAACCAGUGUGGAGAGUGGCAGAACAUUGAGGUGAUGACGGAAGAACCAGAGGUCAGCCCGGCAUAUUUAAUCAGCGAAGCAAUGCGGCGGAGUAGGAUGUCUCUCUACUGUUAGCAUCUAGCUGAUGUGCUAAUGUAGUAAAGAUGUCUGACCGCCUGUGUUAUACUGUGUUAUCUUAAAAACUGGAGGUGGUGCUAGAGGGGGCUUGAUAUUGUUGGAACCUUUUCAUACAGCUCGCGGAGUAUUUUUUUUUUUUUUUUUUUUUUUUUUUUAAACUGUCAUGUCUGUAUUGUUGCUGUGACAGACCCAGAGGUUACACAGAGAGUUAUGGCCUCCUGUCACCCUGCCUCUGCAGGAGAGGGAAAGCAAUGUGAUUAUUAAUUAAACCUUUAUUUAUGAGGAAGUCUUUCCUGUUUCUUUUGACGGACGACUUGUGCCCUUUAAGAGGGGGAUGCACCUGUAAAUCAAACUGAUCCAUGCAACAGAAAGACGAGAUACAGUCCCACAGCGGAGGCAGAUGUGGGAGUGGAACUAACGCUUCUGUGUUCCGCUUGACCGUGAGGGUAUUGCACCUCUCGUCUCUGCUCCUCCUCUGUGUGUAUGUGUCUGGAAGUCAACACCUUUCACUGUGGGUCCGAAUGAGGACAGCCGAGAAAGAACGACAUUCCGCUCUGUUGAAACUUUACUGCUUUAUUGUUGCUAUAAAUCUGAAAAACUUGCUAGUUUUACCAAGUGAAUGUUUAACAAAACAAAACAACAACUGUGUGCUUGAUAGCUUCGGUCUCUGUCUGCCCUGUGUGCUUCCACAGUAUGUGUGAAACAAGAGAGGAAAAAAAUCAAUGGUUUGGCUGGUGGGAUGUCAGAGGGGUUGACCUUCUGGUUCACGUAUGCAAUAUGUUCAGGCUGAAGUCGGCAGCAGACAUACUUUUAUCUUCCCGCCUGGAGUCAGGGGUUAGGAUGCACUAAACGCUUUAUGCAGUUACAGUAGCCUGUGCAUCAGUUUGCGAGUCCUGUAUGGGUGGCCAAAGGUUUAUACCAUGCUUUCUCUGUCGUCUUGAAACAUAGCCAUAAAAUACACAAACAUCUGUGAGACCUGUUAGAUCAUAAUAGUCUGUACCGAGCCUUAAGUGUGGGUAAUGAUAAGGUCUUGCACUAAGUUGCGAGUUAAUACUUAGCUAUUGAGGGUUUUUAUCUGCAUAUUGCAAUACAGUGGGCCACUGCUGCUGGAAGCUAAUGUAAUCAUAUGACAGGCUCAUUAAGCCUCUUCAACAUGAACAGUCACACGCAGACUUGUCAGUGAGCAGUGGAAACUGUGUCCGCAGGGUUAGAACAUGGAGAGUUUAAAUGUUAACACAAUGUCAGGAGAUCCCAUGAAAAAGAAAGUUAAUCAGUUUCUCAGUACUUUCUGACUUCACUAUAUAAGCCUGUUGGUUUUUAGAGGAUUCGUAGAGCUGCUCUAAUCAGUAUUUUUAAAAUAACAAUGGGUCAAAUGACUAAUGUUAUGUGAAAGGUGUUGCUAGAGAAACCAACUGGCAGUUAUCACUUGACUAUGCAGUUACCACCAUCAGCUUAGAGUAGCAUUUUAAAAUUAUUUGAGAAAUUGUAUUAUAAUCUUUAACUUAAGAGCCUCAUUUCCAGUAUUUAGUUUCUAAUACACACACUUGCAGUUUAAGGUCGGUGUACAGUUCAGAAAACCCACUGACACCCACACACAUCUGGGUUUUGUCUGCAGUGGGAAUGCAAUCAGCGUUGAGUCAUAGGUCACAUGACUCUGCAGUUGACACAGGUUUUUAUCAGCUCUGUGUGAAAGUGAUGGAAACUUAACACCCAGGUGAACGUGACAAUUUGUGACGACAGUUAUGGUGCUUGACGUUGCACAUGAAAAAAAAACAGAAAGGCAAACUCCUUAACUGGAUUCAAUUGUCUUUUUGUAGCGGGUUUACCCACAUUUAGAUAAACAAAACACGUAUUCCCGCUAAUUAUGGUGUUAAAGAGGUAUCACAUAGGAUUGACUCAAAUAUUGUAGCUCUAUAGGACAGAUGAAACAGAUCAGGUUUUGCCUACAUCAAGAGUAAAGGAUAAAUUUGUUGUUGUUUUUUGUCUUUUCAUGGGAUUUUUUGACAAUAAGUAAACAUACAAGGACCAGCACCACAUUUAUCCUUCUACCACUAAGAGGAUAAGCAAGGUUUAGAACAAAACAGGUAUCAGGAUAUUGUGUGAAAUGAAUGAUGGGAUCAUUCAUCAGUUGCUGAAAAUCCAACAUCUCAUUGUGUUAACUGUCAGAAAGUAUUUGUAAAUUUAAUUUGGCUUGAGGUUUGGACUCACUCCAUACAGGCGAACGAACAACACUGACCUACAAAAGCCAAAAGAUUGAUUUUUUGUUUAUGCAUCCUUGUCCCUAUGUGCGGCUUCAAGCUCUUUAAGCUGUGCUGAAAUACUAUCUAUGUAACGACUACUGAAAAUGAACAUGUGAAAAUAUUAUGAAACGAUAUGUGUUUGUCUUAAGAAAUAAAACAAGUACUGUAUGUAUUUUAUUUUGUAAAAACCAAGGAACUGGACGAUGUUUUCGAUGAGUGUUAAAGUAUUUAUUCUUUUUUUUUUACUGUUGUGUAUUUAGCAGACUGAAGCUUCUUAGUUUCCCCCAUUUAUGAAUUAUUUACCAAAAUCCUCUUCAACACACAAGAAGCUUUAUGUUUAAAUUUCAGACCAGUGACGUGUCCAUAAUCAUCCAAGUCGUAAUCCAGCCUCACCACACUGUCCUCCAGUGCCCUCUCUGUGAUAAGAAAAGUCCGUGGCUGUAGCUGUUCGCAGGUCAGAGGAUCCAACAGCAGCGUUUGACCCAUUUUAUUCUUUGUGGUUUGAUCCGAUGUGUCACAUGAGGUCAGGGCACAUUACAGUUCACGCUGUGGUGGGGUUGGCCACACACAACACUCGUGUAGGCCGAUGAUUCAGGGAGAAAAGAAGACAACAGCCUUGAUAACCGGUCUGCCGGAAAAAGCUCUGAGUCCAAAACUGAUAAGCUAUCUCUCUUUAUGAUUGCUCAAGUUAUUUUAUUGACCCUUGUGCACCGAGCACCUUAUCCAAUCUGCAUAUAGACUUUCCCCCUUUGUCCGAUAACGAGGCUCAAAAAAUAUAUAUGCCUGAUUUAGACUUAAUAAAAACAAAUAUCUAGUGGAAUUUCAGGGUUUACUUCAUCAUGUUUAUUAUUAUUAUUAUUAUUUUCAUGACUAUUCUGUCUUAAUCAGGCUGGAGACUUAGGAGUGAGGAGGUAAACAUUUAUGUCCUGAUUUAACUUGAAGCCUCGGUCAGGCGAGCCUAAGCAGACACUGGAUAGUCAGGCACUAUGUAGGAAAUCUACAGAAUAAAUGAUUUAACACUAUGGCUCUAAUAUUCAGGCAUCAUAUGUUUUCUCUGCCCCAUGAAACCUGUGAACACUUUAUUACUUUCUGCUUUAUGGUUCUGUGCUUCUUGGAUGUUUGGCCUGUGGAGUCUGAUUUGGAGGUGAAUGAUUUCCUUUAACGGGAGACAAUAAAAUAUUCAAUCAGACAUUAGACAUACAAAAUCUCUUUCAGAAGCUGGUUUUACUAUUUAUGUUGAGAUUAAAGUUUGCUUUAUGUUUUUGCUAAAACCCAAUGGAUAUCAGUGGUGAUAGUCAAGAUGACUUGAAAUCCCAGAAAGAAAGAAACAGUGUGUGUCCCCCUUAAAACUCUUUCAAUGUGUUGCUCCAAUAGUCUUCAUACACAGGGGAAGGGUCAUACCAUUGUUAGUUAUAGGGUUGCACUCAACAAAUUGAAGGUUAACCCUCUAUUGCGUGGAUUUGUACUUAACCAAGUACAUUUUUGUUUGGUCUUUUAUUCCCUGAAGGUGCUUAAGUAAUGGAAAUAGAUUAAUUCAAAUGUGUUGCUGUUCUGCAACAAUGUGCAUGAUGGAAAUAACCAUAAUACCAAGUACCAGAUGUAUUUUUUUCUUUUUGAACUUGAUAAAUCCAUGUUUAGUCAAAUGCAGUACUCAAUAUAAUAAAUGUAAUAUGACACAUGUUACAUGAUUUUCUUGAGCAAAAACAAAUUAAUUUCUUUAUCGACAUUGAUUACAUAUUGCUGCUUUUCAGUAAAAUUGAAAUAAAAUAUUUUUUUGCCAACACUA